AUGGACAAGUUCUUCGAGGAUGUGGAGGGCGUGAAAGAGGACAUGAGAAGCGUGGAGAUGCUGUACAGAAAGCUGCAAGAGGUGAACGAGGAGAGCAAAAUGGCGAAGGCGAUGAAGGAGAUUCGGGCGCGCAUGGAUAAGGACGUGGAGCUGGUGCUGAAGCGCGUGAAGGUGGUAAAGGGGAAGCUGGAGGCGCUGGAGCGGUCGAACGCGGCGAACCGAAGCUUGCCGGGGUGCGGGCCGGGGUCGUCGACGGACCGGACGAGGACGUCGGUGGUGAGCGGGUUGGGGAAGAAGCUGAAGGACAUAAUGGCUGAUGCGUGA
This is a messenger RNA of Vigna unguiculata (cowpea), 324 nucleotides long. Its product is annotated as syntaxin-125 pseudogene. The record is from RefSeq and is a predicted model, not a curated record. NCBI's taxonomy places the organism in Eukaryota, Viridiplantae, Streptophyta, Magnoliopsida, Fabales, Fabaceae.